Messenger RNA from Pestalotiopsis fici W106-1, 375 nucleotides. RefSeq lists its product as uncharacterized. The record is from RefSeq and is a predicted model, not a curated record. Lineage: Eukaryota; Fungi; Ascomycota; Sordariomycetes; Amphisphaeriales; Sporocadaceae. The coding region runs from base 1 to 375 and encodes 124 amino acids. The transcript has a single exon.
AUGAUUGAUAUCAAUAUUGCGCUCCAUGGCUCCGACCAGGAGAACGAAGCAUGGAACGGGGAACAUGCACAAGAGGAACGAGCUCGUUUGCAAACCUCGCCCCUGACGCACUCCCCAGGCCAGGGUUUAGGUCAUCCCCAAGAUGCCAAUGUCCCCAGCAGCCCGGCGUUGGUUCCCGAUAACAUCACUGCGUCAACUGAACCCCUCGAGAUGGAGAGCUCUGUCGCGAGCAGUGAUUUCAUGGACAUUGACAACAUAGCAGAUAUGUCCGACGUGCUCUUCGACCCUAGUGUUCCAUCGAGUGGACAUGAUAUUCGGAUUAAUCUUGAUAUAUACAGUCCACCACGGCCUGCAGAAGACAGUUAUUGGCAAUGA